AUGUCAGUGACUGUUGGAGAUAAUGACGAUCUUAUUGCAUUAGAAGGUGGUGAGAAAAAGCUUUCGAAAAAAGAGCUCAAUAAGUUGGCUAAAGCCGCGAAGAAAGCUGAAUUGAAGGCGCAAAAAGCUGCCGAAGGUUUAACGCAGGGAAACGAUGGCGAGAAUGAGGAUGUGUCGGCCGGCUUGUAUGGUAACUACGGCAUGAUCCAGUCGGCUGAUGUGAAAGAUAUUAUGUUCACUCGAGUAUGCAAAAUUGACGUCGAUGGUCAUGGAAAACAGGUAUGGGUGCGGGGUCGUGUACAUGCUAUUCGAAGUAAAGGAAAAACAUGCUUCCUCAUUCUCAGACAGCAAAUAUACACCGUUCAGGUCAUGUUUUUUGUUGGCGACAAAAUUAGCAAGCAAAUGGUCAAAUUCGUUUCAAACAUACCGAAGGAAUCCAUUGUGGAUAUUGAAGGCCGCAUAGAGAAAGUAGAAGAGCAAAUCGAAUCAUGUACUCAGAAAAAUGCCGAGCUUCAUGCGAUGCAGGUUUUCAUUGUGUCUUUGUCGGAACAACGUCUACCACUCCAAAUUGAAGAUGCCAGCCGUCGACAUGACAGUGCUGAUGGACUUGCUGCCGUCAAUCUAGACACGAGGCUUGAUAACCGCGUUCUCGAUUUGCGCACAGCAACAUCGCAGGGAAUUUUUUCCAUACAAGCUGGUGUCUGUAAGCUAUUUCGUGAUACCCUCAAUCAGAGAGGGUUCGUUGAAAUCCACACCCCGAAAAUUAUUUCUGCUGCAAGUGAAGGAGGAGCUAAUGUUUUCACGGUCUCGUAUUUCAAGAGCUCGGCAUACUUGGCCCAAUCUCCUCAACUUUACAAGCAAAUGGUGAUUGCAGGAGAUUUUGAGAAGGUUUUCACAAUUGGUGGGGUAUUUCGAGCUGAAGAUUCUAAUACUCAUCGGCAUAUGACCGAAUUCGUGGGACUUGAUUUAGAAAUGGCGUUUAAUUUUCAUUAUCAUGAGGUGUUGCAAACGAUUGGAUCCGUUCUCAUCAGUGUAUUUAAAGGCCUUCAAAGCCAAUAUGCUGAUGAAAUCGAGGCGGUUGGACGACAAUACCCGGCUGAACCAUUUGAGUUUUGUGAGCCUGCACUUGUUUUAACGUAUCCUGAAGCUUUGGCAAUGUUGCGUGAGGAUGGUGUUGAAAUAGGUGAUGAAGAUGACUUGAGUACUCCAGUUGAGAAGCAUUUAGGGCGCAUUGUGAAGAAAAAAUUCAAAACUGAUUUCUUCAUACUGGACAAAUUUCCGCUUGCUGUUCGUCCAUUCUACACCAUGCCAGACCCACAUGAUUCAAGAUAUUCAAACAGUUAUGACAUGUUCAUGAGAGGUGAAGAGAUUCUAUCCGGAGCGCAGCGAAUACACGAUGCCGAAUUCCUGAUUGAACGUGCCAAACACCACAAUAUCGAACUCGAUAAGAUACGAGCCUACAUCGACUCGUUCAGAUAUGGAUGUCCACCACAUGCUGGUGGUGGAAUUGGCCUUGAGCGAGUGACGAUGUUGUUCCUUGGCUUGCAAAACGUUCGCCUCGCUUCAAUGUUCCCUCGCGAUCCGAAAAGAAUCACUCCCUAA
Messenger RNA from Angiostrongylus costaricensis, 1602 nucleotides. Lineage: Eukaryota; Metazoa; Nematoda; Chromadorea; Rhabditida; Metastrongylidae. The record is from the annotation of a GenBank genome assembly.